Molecule: messenger RNA, 1406 nt
Organism: Eurytemora carolleeae
Lineage: Eukaryota; Metazoa; Arthropoda; Copepoda; Calanoida; Temoridae
Exons: 6
Coding region: 52-498 (148 amino acids)
Source: RefSeq, a predicted model, not a curated record
CUUUUUCAUGCAAACUAAUGCAAACGUUAACUAAAACAUGUUUAGAUAAGAAUGCUGAAUAAAUGGUUUGUUGUUCUUCUAUCUUUAACCUACACAGCAGGUGAACGUAUAAGACCUCAGAUAGAUGUUAGUUAUGAAUAUGUUGAAGAAGGAGAUGCCCUGGAUCUCAGGUGUAAUGUUAGGGCUCACCCUCCCUCAUAUACAAUUAAAUGGACCUGGGACAAAUCAAAUCUUGAUGCAAGAGUUGAAACCCUAGAUAUCGGUUCCUCACAUAUACUCAGAAUACAUAUACACGACAACAAAUAUUAUGACCUAGAGGGGCACUACUACUGUAGAGCUGAGAAUGCUGUUGGGGAAACUGAAGCUGUUCUCACUAUAGAAGAGCCUGUAAAUGGUAAACUGAAGAUCUAUGAGAACGUGAACGCAGCCGGGCAGAAUACUUUUAACAUGUUCAUGUUCAUGUUCAUCCUCGUAUCUAGCUUCAUGAAUAUUAUCUAAAAUUAUUUACAUUUACAAUGUUCAUGUUCAUAUUAACUUUCAUAUUCAUGUUCAUCAUAGUUUUCAGCAUCUAAUAUCAUGUUCUUGUUCAUACUAAUUUCCAUGUCUAUGUUUGUAUUAAACAUAAACAUCUUCCUCAUAUGCAUUAGAAUUCUCAUGUUCGUGUCAAUGUUUAUAAUCAUGAUCAAUAAACAUAUAAAGACCAUUAAUAUUUUCAUGAUAAUGCAGUUUUCAUUCUUUAUUUAUGAUCCUGCUUUCGUUCAUCUUAUUAUCUGUUACAUAUUAUUGUGUAUUUACGGAUCAUGUCAUGUUCAUGUUUCUGUUCAUUUAUAUAGUCAUGCUCAUUUACAUACAUUUUAAUGUUUAUGUUCAUUUCAUUUUCAUGUUCCAUUUCAUGCUUAUGUUCAUUUUUAUUAUCAUUGUGUUAUUCAUAACAACCAUGUUUUUAAUCUCAAUACUAUGAUUAAAGCACAAUGAAAAUAAAUCUUUUCCCAAGGGUUGUGUUCUCCGAUGUUUUAGCUAAAAAUCUUGAUAGUUUUUCUCAUAACUUGGCUCUUGGCUAGGGUUUCCAGCGAAAAGGAAAAAUCGUUUCGCGAAAUUUUCGCAUCUUGCAUGUGAAAUCUGAAAAUUUCGCGAAAAAAAUUUCGUGAAAUUUCGUUUUGUUUUCGCGAAAAAAUGCGAAAAAGUAUACAAAAUCCGAACGAAAUGCGAACGAAAAUUUUCGUUAUUUUUCGUGAAACGUUUCGUUCGCUGGAAACCCUACUCAAACAAACCUCAACAAUAUUUUAACAAUGGCCCCGUUCGAGAUAAGUUAAAGUUGAACUGAAACAUCAUUGCGCCACAACACUUUGUUUGUAACCUUCUACCUAAAGUGUUAAAAAAAUGUAGAUUAAAUAUUUUUAUGCUAG